UGGGCGCUAAAAGUUGGGAGAAAAAUGCGAUCUUUGGAGUGAGUGAUGAAUGCUUUUGGGUUUCCUGAUUUGAAGAUAAACUUGAAAGCGCAAAAUAUAAGGAAGCGAGUUUGUAGAAGAAACUGCUUACGUUACAGACUUACUGCUUCCUCAAAAAACACGAAUGACUCCUCUUUUUGGGACGGUUGGAAACUAAGCCAUUUAUUUCGACAGUUUUUAAAGAAAACAGGACAUUUCCCUCUUCGUGAACGACAAUUGUAUGUAUUCCCUCAACCUGAUAGCGUUUUAAAGUUACCUCCUGCAAAAAUAACACCGGAACAGGAGUUUCAAAAGCUAUCAGAGGAUGUACGUUUCAAACAAAACUUUGAAGCAACAGAACAGUCUUCUCCAACUGACAAACAGCAACAACUCGUAUGCAUAUCCAAUGCCAACGCCACUCUAUUUGGUCAGCUUAUUCAGUAUUCUCAAGACAAAAGCAAGGUAUGGGUACGGCCUCUGCUUCUUAUGGAGGAAGAAAUAGAUACGGUUUUUUUCGAAACACCGGGAACCACGCACAAAAGCUACUAUAGCUUAGUAAACUCCCAGGACUUGCUAUUACCUGCCCAGCUGGUUGUGCCAUACAACAACGGUUUAACAGGUCUGUUGAAUAUUCUACCUGAAACCGUUGCCGAAAAAUUCGACAGCUUUAGUCAAAAAGAAAUGGCCUCCCAAGUCUUGUUUCGCUUUCUUCAAAGUUUUCAUCACUAAGUUAUGGCAAUAGAAGACUUCAUA
Messenger RNA from Galdieria sulphuraria, 771 nucleotides. RefSeq lists its product as uncharacterized. The record is from RefSeq and is a predicted model, not a curated record. The transcript is spliced from 2 exons. Lineage: Eukaryota; Rhodophyta; Bangiophyceae; Galdieriales; Galdieriaceae. Bases 46 to 747 code for a protein of 233 amino acids.